Molecule: messenger RNA, 1584 nt
Organism: Chanos chanos (milkfish)
Lineage: Eukaryota; Metazoa; Chordata; Actinopteri; Gonorynchiformes; Chanidae
Gene: snx1b
Product: sorting nexin 1b
Exons: 15
Coding region: 7-1584 (525 amino acids)
Biological process (GO): intracellular protein transport; early endosome to Golgi transport
Cellular component (GO): endosome membrane; endosome
Molecular function (GO): phosphatidylinositol binding
Source: RefSeq, a predicted model, not a curated record
AAAACGAUGGCAGCUGGUUCUGGACGUAAUCCUCCACCCUUUCCCGAUUCUGAGGACCAGGACGCGAGAGAUGGAGACAGCGAUGAUGGAGAGGAUAUAUUCACCGGCAAUAAUAAACCCAUUCUGACCACAUCAGCGCUGAAGCAGUCAACCCCAGACGAAAGGGAACUUUUCAGUGAGGAGGGAUCAUGCACUGCCGUUCAGAGUUCAGACAAAGGACCUCUGGACCUCAAACAGUCCGAUCCCAAAGCAAACGGCGUAGAUUCUGAUGAAGAGCAAGAUUUAUUCUCAGAGGCCACUGUGGAGCUGUCACUGGACUCAGACAGCAGAGAGGGAAAUCAGGUGACAAGAUCCUGCUUUUCAGAACCCAGCAUGGCCCGCCUGCCCAACACAACCAGAAAGUCUAUGGAAGAGAUGAAAGAGGAAGAGAGUGGAGACAAGUUUGAAUUAAACAUUGCCGUCACAAACCCUGAGAAAAUGGGAGAUGGUAUGAAUGCGUACAUGACGUAUAAAGUGUCUACUCAGACCUCACUGCCCAUGUUCAGGAGCAGGACUUUCUCUGUCAGGAGGAGGUUCAGUGAUUUCCUGGGGCUUUACGAGAAGCUGUCUGCCAAACACACCCUACACGGCUACAUCGUGCCUCCGCCCCCAGAGAAAAGUGUCGUAGGAAUGACCAAAGUGAAGGUGGGUAAGGAAGACCUGUCGUCUGCUGCGUUUGUGGAGAGGCGUCGGGCGGCUCUGGAGAGGUACCUCCAGAGGGUCGUCUCCCACCCUUCAUUGAUUCAGGACCCCAAUGUCCGGGAAUUUCUGGAGAAAGAUGAGCUUCCAAGGGCAGUGAACACUCAGGCCCUAAGUGGAUCUGGCUUCCUGAAGAUGAUUAACAAAGCCUCAGACGCAGUCAAUAAAAUGUCCAUCAAGAUGAACGAGGCAGACAAUUGGUUUGAGAACAAGCUGCAGGAGGUAGAGAAUGAGGAGCAGCAGCUGAGGAAACUUCACGCUGUCGUUGACUCUCUCGUCAACCACCGAAAGGAGCUCUGUGGGAGCACGGCGUUCUUUGCGAAGAGCGUGGCAAUGCUGGGCAGUUCUGAGGAUAACACAGCUCUGUCCAGAGCCCUGUCCCAGCUGGCAGAGGUGGAAGACAAAAUGGAACAGCUUCACCAAGAACAGGCCUGCAGCGACUUCUUCAUCUUCGCGGAGCUCCUGGCCGACUACGUCCGUCUCCUGGGCGCCGUGCGGAACUGUUUUGAGCAGCGUAUGAAGACCUGGCAGAAGUGGCAGGACGCCCAGAUCACACUGCAGAGGAAACGAGAGACAGAGGCCAAACUGCUGUGGGCCAGCAAACCAGACAAGUUACAACAGGCGAAAGACGAGAUCUCCGAGUGGGAGGCGAAGGUGACUCAGUAUGAGAGAGAAUUUGAGAGGAUCAGCGUGACCGUCCGUAAGGAGGUGCACAGAUUUGAGAAAGAGAAGGCCAGAGAUUUCAAACAGAGCAUCAUUAAAUACCUGGAGUGUCUUCUACGCUCACAGCAGCGGGUUGUGAAAUGUUGGGAGGCGUUCCUACCUGAGGCUAAAGCGAUUUCGUAA